ACGGUACGCACACAUGGCAACACAUUCACUUCGGGAAAGUGGCAAGUGAAAAACUGCCGCGUCAAAGCAAAACGUGUGCAAUUCCGCUCGAGAUAUUUUGUCAUCUUUCGCCAUUCAGAAUUCCGAUUUCGAAGGUGCUUUCCGCGUGGACUGAUUGCUCGGAUCGGAGCAUCGCAACGGACAUCUUUGCGUCAAGUGCCGGGAAGAGAUACAUUUGUGUGGUCGCUGUGACAACAUGCCCCCAGUUGAGAAACAGGAAGAGGUGGAGAGUAGUACCAUCGACGAUCCAGCCGUCGUCGAUAAGUACAGAGUUGCCGGUGAAAUUGUGAAUCGAACGCUUCUAACGGCGAUUCGAGCAUGUGUUGUCGGUGCGUCAGCCAAAGCGAUUUGCCAGAAGGGUGACAGCAUGUUGCUACAGGAAGCCGAGAAGCAAUACAAAAAUGAGGAAGGUAUGAAGAAAGGUGUCGCCUUCCCGACAUGCCUGUCGGUGAACAACUGCAUCUGUCACUUCUCGCCGUCUCGCAACGAUCCCGACUACGUGCUGAAAGAGAACGAUGUUGUGAAGAUUGACCUCGGAGCGCAUAUCGAUGGGUUCAUUGCAGUAGCGGCUCACACGAUCGUGGUUGGUGCAACACCGGAGUUGAAGUGCAAAGGGAGAGCGGCCGAUGCCGUGCUGGCAGCGUACUACGCCAGCCAAGCUGCGUUGCACCUGCUGAAGGACGGUACUGGCAAUUAUGCGAUCACGGAGGCAGUGCAGAAGAUUGCCUCCGCCUUCGAUUGCAAACCGAUCGAGGGCAUGCUGAGCCACCAACUGAAGCAGUUUCGAAUCGACGGGGAAAAAACCAUUAUCCAGAAUCCAUCGAUUCCGCAAAAGAAGGAGCACGAGAAGUGCCAGAUCGAGAAGUACGAAGUGUACGCCAUGGAUGUGCUGAUCAGCACCGGCCAGGGACUUGGCAAGGAGCUGGAUACAAAAGUGUCCAUCUACAAAAAAACGGAAGAAAAUUACCUGCUCAAGCUGAAAUCAUCCCGUGCGUUCUACGCUGAGGUGAAAAAAAAGUACGGGCCAAUGCCAUUCAAUCUGCGCAAUUUCGAGGAGGAAGCAAAGGCCAAAAUGGGCGUUACCGAGUGUGUAACGCACAAACUGGUGGAACCUUUCCAAGUAUUAUACGAAAAACAUAAUGAAUUCGUUGCUCAGUUCAAAUAUACGGUCCUCAUUUUGCCGAACGGUAUACAAAUUGUUACGGGCUACCCGUUCGAUGCGACAUGCUACGAGAGUGAGCACAGCGUUGAGGACGAGGAGAUGAAGAAGCUGCUCGCCACGGACCUGGUUCUGGCGAACAAACAUAACCCGUUGAUCACUCUUCCCGAUGCUUCAGGACUCGGAAAGGAUAAGAAAAAGCGGCGCAAGAAAAACAAAAACAAGGCUGCAGCUGCUAGCGCCGAUAAGGCGGAAGCGGACAACGAGAGUGGCGAAGAUGAGGACGAUGAUGCCCCAACGAAGGCAUAACAGCAGACCGAUUGACUGUCUUUUCUCAUCGAUUACUCUUUGUACCGGAUAAACACACUUGAUGUCGACUCAAUUAAAGUUUCAUCGAUCGGUGGAAACUCCCUUUGUUUUCUACAACCCAUCAAACAAACUGCCUUCCUUCGCAUGGGAUUGCGAUUGCGGUCGUGAUCGUGUCUUAAAAUAGCCUGUUGGCGCUCUUAGCGCCAUCUCGCGGCGAACGACGUCUGCACGACCUUUCGAAAUCGUGGUUUUCUUUGUGAACAUUUCAAUCCUUUAACUAAGAUCGGAAGUAGUCUGCGUGUAGUAAAUUAUUUACUAUUCCUGCAUUAAGCGUAGUUUCUCUGUAGGGUUUCGAUGUGUCAACCUAAACUUUGCUCUCCUUCGUAAACGUCCGAACUGACCUUGUGUUACUUCAUUCAAUUUUUCAAUGUUGAUGUUUUUUCGUUCACUUUUUAGCCGUUGUAAGCUAGUGUUUUUAAAACAAUCCUUUGUUCGAAGCAUGGAAUGUGCAAGCCCCAACUUUGUCGCCCUACGUAUGUUUACAUUUGUUUACAAUAAACUCUUUAGUACAUUUCGUAAAAAACGCGGUAUGCUUGAUUGGCGAUCGAAAA
Messenger RNA from Anopheles bellator, 2118 nucleotides. Its product is annotated as proliferation-associated protein 2G4. Bases 236 to 1507 code for a protein of 423 amino acids. Lineage: Eukaryota; Metazoa; Arthropoda; Insecta; Diptera; Culicidae. The transcript has 5 exons. The record is from RefSeq and is a predicted model, not a curated record.